Penicillium verrucosum is the source of this 252-nucleotide messenger RNA. RefSeq lists its product as uncharacterized. The transcript has a single exon. The record is from RefSeq and is a predicted model, not a curated record. Lineage: Eukaryota; Fungi; Ascomycota; Eurotiomycetes; Eurotiales; Aspergillaceae. The coding region runs from base 1 to 252 and encodes 83 amino acids.
AUGACACUUGCCUCCAAACUCCGGCAAAUACUUCACUGUGGCCGUAAGAAAGAUUCAGGUCCUCCACCAAUAAGCGGGCCACGCACAUAUACUGGGGAUGUCAAUGAAGAGGAUGAAUCCUAUGGCACUUUGAGUGAGGUCGCUGCUCCGGGUCCGGUUGAGCCUACAACUGAAGAAGAAGAAGCGCGGCACAAAUCACUCGAUAAGAAUAUCUCUGAGGCACAUUCGCAGCCUCAGCUCGGCAAUAAUUGA